Elgaria multicarinata webbii is the source of this 4079-nucleotide messenger RNA. It is a transcript of the gene SLC12A7, whose product is annotated as solute carrier family 12 member 7. The record is from RefSeq and is a predicted model, not a curated record. NCBI's taxonomy places the organism in Eukaryota, Metazoa, Chordata, Lepidosauria, Squamata, Anguidae. The transcript is spliced from 26 exons. Gene Ontology annotation, biological process: potassium ion homeostasis; chloride transmembrane transport; potassium ion import across plasma membrane. Gene Ontology annotation, cellular component: plasma membrane. The coding region runs from base 161 to 3451 and encodes 1096 amino acids. Gene Ontology annotation, molecular function: potassium:chloride symporter activity.
CACAUGCGUACUUUAAACUGCAUGAAGCUUUGAUGACUUGCUUCAGGAUUAAUCCACUACUAUCGAGAGACAGGAUUUGAGGUCUUGUACAGAACAAGAGGACAACUGUCAGCUUUCUGCUGUUUCACUUUUUCACGUUUGAAGAGUUAGACUUCUGAUUAUGAGCGAACGGGAUUAUGAAGAAGGUGGUCCAAGCUCAGGUGAUGGGAUUCCAAGGGAAAGCAGCCCAUUUAUCAAUAAUGCAGUUAUUGAGGGAGACAACAUCUUUGAAGGGAAAAAUAUGGCUCUUUUUGAGGAAGAAAUGGAUAGCAACCCCAUGGUAUCAUCUCUUCUUAAUAAGCUAGCCAACUACACCAAUGUUACUCAGGGGGUGGUAGAACAUGAAGAAGACGAAGAUAGCAAACGUAAGGAAAUCAAGGCUCCACGUAUGGGCACUUUCAUUGGUGUGUACUUGCCGUGUCUACAAAACAUUUUAGGAGUUAUCCUGUUCCUUCGACUGACAUGGAUUGUGGGAACAGCAGGAGUUCUUGAAACUUUCAUCAUUGUAUUCAUGUGCUGUGCUGGUACUAUGCUAACUGCAAUAUCAAUGAGUGCAAUAGCAACAAAUGGUGUAGUUCCAGCUGGUGGCUCAUACUACAUGAUCUCAAGAUCACUAGGGCCUGAGUUUGGUGGAGCUGUGGGACUCUGUUUCUACUUGGGGACAACGUUUGCAGGGGCUAUGUAUAUUCUUGGCACAAUUGAAAUCCUACUGAAAUACAUUUCCCCCAAUGCUGCUAUUUUCAGUGGAAGCGAAGAAGCCGUGUUAAACAAUAUGAGAGUUUAUGGGACAUGCAUCCUUGCUCUGAUGGCCAUAGUCGUUUUUGUGGGAGUCAAAUAUGUCAAUAAGCUUGCCCUAGUGUUCUUGGCUUGUGUGAUCCUUUCAAUUAUUGCUAUUUAUGCUGGGGUUAUUAAAACUGCUUUUGAUCCGCCAGACUUUCGUAUUUGUCUCCUUGGAAACCGUACGUUAGUGAAAGGCGACGAUUACCCGUGUGCCAAAUAUAUUGAAAUAAACAAUAUAACAGUGACUACCUCGCUGUGGAGAAAGUUCUGUGAUAGCAGUCCCUUUCUAAAUGCAACAUGUGAUGAAUAUUUUCAACUCAACAAUGUUACAGAAAUUCAAGGAAUUCCUGGAGUUGCAAGUAGAGUCUUACUGGAUAAUUUGUGGAGUGUAUAUGGAGACAAAGGGGCAAUUGUGGAGAAACAGGAUCUUCCAUCAGUCCCUGCUCUAGAAGAGGCAAAAGUGAAAUCAGGCGCAUAUGUGUAUACAGAUAUCAUGACUUAUUUCACUAUGUUAGUCGGGAUUUAUUUUCCAUCUGUGACAGGCAUUAUGGCAGGUUCAAACAGAUCUGGAGAUCUUCGGGAUGCUCAAAAAUCUAUUCCAACUGGAACAAUUUUGGCUAUUUCCACUACAUCAUUUAUCUAUCUGUCUUGUAUAGUCCUUUUUGGAGCCUGCAUAGAAGGAGUAGUCUUGAGAGACAAAUUUGGAGAAGCAGUUAAUGGAAACCUAGUGAUCGGUACAUUGGCAUGGCCCUCUCCAUGGGUUAUCGUAAUCGGCUCAUUCUUUUCUACAUGUGGAGCUGGUCUCCAGAGCCUCACUGGUGCUCCCCGGCUGCUGCAGGCAAUUGCAAGAGAUGGCAUUGUACCGUUUCUUCAUAUAUUUGGGCAUGGAAAAUCAAAUGGAGAACCAACAUGGGCUUUGCUCCUCACCGCAUUUAUUUGUGAGAUAGGCAUCCUUAUAGCUUCUCUGGACAGCGUGGCACCAAUCCUUUCUAUGUUUUUCCUUAUGUGCUAUCUGUUUGUGAACUUGGCAUGUGCAGUCCAGACUCUUCUCCGUACACCAAACUGGAGACCGCGUUUCAAGUAUUAUCACUGGACUCUUUCUUUCGUGGGGAUGAGUUUGUGUCUUGCCUUGAUGUUCAUUUGCUCUUGGUACUAUGCCUUGGUUGCCAUGCUAAUAGCAGGAUGUAUUUACAAAUACAUAGAAUACAGAGGAGCUGAAAAAGAAUGGGGAGAUGGAAUUAGGGGGUUGUCCUUGAAUGCUGCUCGCUAUGCUUUGCUUCGGGUUGAACACGGCCCUCCUCAUACCAAAAACUGGAGGCCACAAGUCUUGGUUCUGUUGAAUUUGGAUUCAGAACAGUUAGUAAAACACCCUCGGUUGCUUUCCUUCACCGCUCAAUUGAAAGCUGGAAAGGGAUUGACCAUUGUUGGAUCUGUACUCCAAGGAAUAUAUUUGGAUAAAUACACAGAAGCUCAAAGGGCUGAGGAGAAUAUUAGGUCUUUAAUGGGACUAGAAAAAACCAAAGGAUUUUGCCAGAUUGUGGUGUCAUCCAGUGUCAGAGAUGGAAUUUCCCAUUUGAUACAAUCUGCUGGCCUUGGGGGAAUGAAACAUAAUACAGUCUUGAUGGCAUGGCCACAAUCCUGGAAGCAGACCGAUAAUCCCUUUUCUUGGAAAAAUUUUGUCGACACUGUACGAGUAACAACAGCUGCACAACAAGCUCUUCUAGUAGCUAAAAAUAUAGAUUUGUUCCCAGCGAAUCAAGAACGCUUCAGUGAGGGUAACAUAGAUGUAUGGUGGAUCGUUCAUGAUGGCGGCAUGCUGAUGUUGCUUCCUUUCCUACUGAGACAACACAAGGUAUGGAGAAAAUGUAAAAUGCGCAUCUUCACUGUAGCUCAGAUGGAUGACAAUAGUAUUCAAAUGAAAAAGGAUCUUCAAAUGUUUCUGUAUCAUCUUCGACUUAAUGCUGAGGUGGAGGUUGUUGAAAUGUUUGAAAAUGAUAUUUCAGCCUUUACAUAUGAGAAGACUCUUGUGAUGGAACAGAGAUCACAGAUGCUAAAACAGAUGCAGCUCUCUAAGAAUGAAAGGGAAAGAGAGAUUCAAAGCAUCACUGACGAGUCUCGUAGCUCAAUCAGAAGAAAGAGUCGUUCUAGCCCACAGUGUAUUGGUCAAGAUGUAGACCAUCUCCUACCUAAUGACAUUCAAGAGGAAGAGGCUCAAUUAAUCCAUGACAGAAACACUGCAUCCCACUCAACAGGAAUGGUUAAAUCUCACACUGCUAUUGCUACACCGGAUAGAGUACAAAUGACCUGGACAAAAGAAAAGCUUAUAUCUGAAAAGCAUAAAAAUAAAGAAACCUGUAUGACAAACUACAAGGAUAUCUUCAAUAUGAAACCAGAAUGGGGAAAUCUGAAUCAAUCCAACGUGAGAAGGAUGCACACCGCCGUCAAGCUCAACGGAGUUGUGCUAAAUAAGUCACAACAUGCCCAGCUGGUGUUAUUGAACAUGCCUGGACCUCCUAAAAAUAGGCAAGGAGAUGAAAACUACAUGGAGUUUUUGGAAGUUUUGACAGAAGGCCUGAACAGAGUUCUCUUGGUGCGAGGCGGCGGCCGUGAAGUCAUAACCAUUUAUUCCUAAUAAUUUGACUGAACGCACAUAUAGUACCAGUAGCAACAACUGUGCCUGGAUUUGAACGUGGGACUUUGGCAAAAUCUUGGGACUAAUGACUUUGAGAUGGCCUUGUGUUUCUUGCAGACAGAGUAGAAUUCAACAGUGGAAUCCUUCCCCCACACACACACACACAAAAAGAUUAUGUAAGCAAAAUUCUUUCCUACAUAGAUGUCUAACAUUUGUCUUUACUGAAGAAAUGUAUUAUAUACCUGUAUAUUUUUUUAAUGUAGAAAACUUGGAGACUGUUGUUGUUGUUGUUGUUGUUGCAAUGAGGGUGGGCGUGGAGAGACAUUCUUUUUGCACAUAAAUCCUAAAUAUGGCAAAUGGAAUAACGGCUAUUUUUGACAUAGGAACAGACAUUUAAGUUUUUAGCACUUUUUAUAAUGAUGGUUUUAAAAAAAAAAGAAAGGGUUUUGAGGAACCAUUUUAUAAGAGUCUGGUCUAACUUAUUUUGUACUAUUGAUCCUGCUGAGUGGUAAGCAGGUUCUGUUUCCAUAUCAAGUCUCUCUGAUUCUGUGUUUCAUCCACAAAUACAUGAAUUGUCUAGCAUUGUAUUUUAAUUAAAGAUUGUUGGUUGAAUAAAAAUCCUUUAAUU